Messenger RNA from Syngnathus acus (greater pipefish), 2323 nucleotides. RefSeq names its product transmembrane 7 superfamily member 3 (gene tm7sf3). The transcript has 12 exons. Lineage: Eukaryota; Metazoa; Chordata; Actinopteri; Syngnathiformes; Syngnathidae. The record is from RefSeq and is a predicted model, not a curated record. The coding region runs from base 196 to 1872 and encodes 558 amino acids.
CGCCUUCACAGACCUCCGCGAGAGUCGAAGACUAGGAGAGCGAGCAGAAGAACACUGAAGUUGUGUCACUCUGAAAAGCAUGUCGCCUUUUUGCCCGCGGGGACUUUCAUUAGCUAAACAUAGGCGAGUUCGAGGUUACAAAUGACUGACGGGAGCUUUCGUGAAACUUAUUGGAGUCGAUAAAGGAGAUAAACAAUGUCUCGGUGGAUCUGCUGGCUGUUGUGUUUAAUAUGUGAAGUUCAAGCUCAGGAAGAAAACCGGGUGGUUUUCCAGCCGGGAGCUUUUCAGAAUGUCAGCGUGUCGGGGAACGAGACGCUGCAGGCCGUGGCCACCAGGAUCCCCGCCGAGGUCGCCUAUGUCACCGUGCAGUUCCACACGCAACGUCACAACGUUACGCUCUCCUAUAGCACCACCCCAGUGCUUGGUUUGUCAUCAACGGCAGCCGACACGGGCAUCCUGUUACCGCUCCUGCCGGGACAAACGUCCUUCAUUUUGUUCCUCUUCUCUGCCGAUGGAAGCGCAGUCACAGGCACGGGCGUUAUUCUGCCAUUCUCCAGCGCAGACCCCAUACCCGGAGGCUGUAACUUGGAGUUCAACCUGAACGUGGACCCCAACAUCUACCUACGCUACAACCUCUUUGAGACCACCAUCCAAUUCGCGCCAGCUAACCUGGGAUACGCGAGGGGGGGCAAUCCUCCAUCUUGCGACACAUCCACGGGAACAGAAACGCGCUGGCGGCUGCAGUACGACAUUUAUCAGUACUUCCUGCCUGAGAACGACUUUUCGGAGCCCAGCCUCUUCCGCGCCGUCCAGGACGUGGCGGACGUGGACGGAAUGAUGGAGAGCGGGAAACUUAUUGUGACGCUGUCCUCGACAGAAAUGACUACGGCUAUUUUUAGCUCCAUCCCCGGCCAGGGCGUCAUUUACUCAGUCAUCGUUCGAGACCCCGUCCUCAAUACGUCGGCUUCCUACGUCCCGGUCCACACGUACGCUUGCAGCUUCGCCUCCAAGUUGGACAGCUGUCAAACGCUGGGAAAGAUAACCACAAAAAUUUUCUUUACCAUCAUCGGAUUAGCGGGGCUGUUCGUCUGCUUUUUUGGGCAUCGAUUCUUCAAAUCUGAGUUGUUUUGUAUGGGCUUCAGCUUUUCCGCCUUCUUCUUCUUCGUGCUCAUCACCAGGACCACCGGACUGGAUUACGACAUCCGACUGGCCGUGUCGACGGUGAUCGGCGUGGUGGGCGGCGUCCUCCUGGUGAUGAGCUGGUGGCGCUUCGGCUCGGUCUUCGCCUGCGUGGUGGUGGUCGGCCUGAUGCUCGGAUUCUUGCUCGCCGCCACCGUCCUCUUCACUCCCCUCGGUGACCUCGAUGUGUUCAGGCGCUCCGACGCCGUUUUCUGGGUGACCUUCUGCAGCAUCAUGAUCAUGGUCCCGCUCUUCUUCAUGCGUUGGCCCCGAGAGGGUAACAUCACGACGUGCGGCGUCAUCGGCGCCUACGCCGUCAUCCUGGCGGUGAACGCUUACAUCUACACCAGCCUCUCCUACAUCACACUCAACAUCCUCAAGCGCUUGCUCAACAACAACUUCAGCGCCGCGUUCACUGACGUGCCGUUCCAAACCAUCGACUACAUCAUGAUCACCGUCUGGGUGGUGCUGGGCUUCACCGGCAUCGUCCUGCAGCUGUACCGGGAACGCACCCGUCCUUUCUUCCCGCCCAGCCCGUACCUCAUGUGGCUGCAGGAGCGCGAACGGCGCAAGACGAACGUGCUGGACCCGAGCCAUCACUUCCCGCCGCUGCCCAACCGCCUCCUGGCCAGAGCGCGGCAGCUCACCAGGCGGAUGGAGCCGGCCGGAGAGCACACGCCGCUUUUGCUUUAGAGACCAGCGAACCACAGCUGGGUUGCGUUCGAGCGCCACGUCGUGUCGGACGUUCAAGUAGCGAGGAAGCCAGGGGUCAUUCCGUGUCAUGGACUUCAAACGCAUCCCAGUCUUUUUCUCCCACUUCCAGCCACACCUCAAAUUUGGAAGGAAAUGUGAGGGGUGAAGGUGUUUUACAAAAAAUGACCCUCGUUGUUUUGUUUACUAUGUACAGAUCAAGAACAGCAUUACUGAGAAUGAUCCAGACAGAACUGAAGGAAACCGAAUAAUAAUAAUAAUGACAUUGUAGGUUUUUAUGCUUUGGUCACUGCACUCGUCUAUUUGCACUAUAACACAAAAUAGCACAUUUUGUAUCAGCGGUCGUGGAUAGUUUUAAAACUCUGGCUUAUCCUUUAAUUUAAAUAAAUACUUUAAAAUGCACCAGUAAAAAAAAGGCUGAGUCAGUGAGUAA